CAAAUUGCAAAUCCAAACUCGUUCUCUCUCACAACAGUUGAAUUCUGAUUCCCUUUUAGUUCAUGUUCGUGAUGUGAGAUGUGUGAUUUUAGAAACAACAGAACAGGAGGAGGAACAAUGGGUGGUCAUCUGAAAGAUCAGCUCUCUAGAAACAGCCAUGUGUUUGGACUUAAGGUCUGGGAAGUAAUCGGAAUAGCGGUUGCUCUGUUCAUCAUAGCCAUCCUCUCCGUCCUCUCAUUCUGUCUCACUUCGAAAAAGAAAUCAGGAAGAUCUAAAACCAGUCUUCCAGUAAGCCAAAUCCCUCCUGUCUCAAAGGAGAUCAAAGAAGUCAGAGUUGAACACGUCUCAGCAAGUAACUUUGCUCCUCGCGAUGGCAUCCUUCUAACGAUUCAGGACAAAAACAGUAAAGAAUCCGACAAAGUUUUGCUUCAUUUGGAUGUUGGGGGGAAGAGAAAGAACGGAGAUUAUAGCCGGUCAGGAUCAUUUCACCGUGUAGACAGCGAUAAGCAUUCUCAGUCAGGGGAAGAAGGUUUCUCGGGUGGAGUGAACAAACCUUCUUCAUCAUCAUAUAACAUGGCCGGUCCAUCGCCAUUGACAGGUCUGCCCGAGUUUUCUCACCUUGGUUGGGGCCACUGGUUUACUCUGAGAGAUCUUGAAUUAGCAACAGACAAGUUUGCAAAGGAAAACGUUCUCGGUGAGGGCGGAUACGGCAUUGUCUACCGUGGAAAUUUGAUCAAUGGGACACCAGUUGCAGUGAAGAAAAUUCUGAACAACUUGGGCCAAGCCGAGAAAGAGUUCAGAGUUGAGGUUGAUGCUAUCGGUCAUGUUCGACACAAGAACUUGGUUCGACUUCUUGGAUACUGCAUUGAGGGCACACACAGGAUGUUAGUUUACGAGUAUGUGAACAAUGGAAACCUAGAACAGUGGCUUCACGGAGGGAUGAGACAGAACGGAUAUCUCACUUGGGAGGCUAGGAUGAAAGUUCUCAUUGGCACGGCAAAAGGUCUAGCUUAUCUCCACGAGGCCAUCGAGCCGAAGGUAGUUCAUCGAGACAUAAAAUCUAGCAAUAUACUGAUUGAUGACGAGUUCAAUGCCAAGGUUUCAGAUUUCGGCCUCGCCAAGUUGCUUGGUGCCGGGAAAAGCCAUGUGACUACAAGAGUAAUGGGAACAUUCGGGUAUGUUGCUCCAGAAUAUGCAAAUACCGGACUGUUGAAUGAGAAGAGUGAUGUUUACAGCUUCGGGGUUUUGCUCUUAGAAGCGAUAACUGGAAGAGAUCCUGUGGAUUAUGGCCGCCCUCCUCAUGAGGUGAAUCUAGUGGACUGGUUGAAGAUGAUGGUGGGAAACAGGAGAUCGGAAGCUCCUUACCAGUUUUUCUCUCCCAAAUUGCAAAUCCAAACUCGUUCUCUCUCACAACAGUUGAAUUCUGAUUCCCUCUUGACUGCUCUGAGAUGCGUCGAUCCAGUUUCUGACAAGAGGCCGAGGAUGAGCCAAGUUGUCCGUAUGCUCGAGUCCGAGGAAUAUCCCAUUCCAAGGGAGGACCGAAGACGCUCAAAAACUCAUGGGGACAGUAUGGAGAUUGAGUUGCAGAAGGAAAACUCGGAUACGGAUGCAAGUAACCCUGCUUCAAGAUCACAAAGCAAGAGACGAUAAGCAUGGAAAAAUCUUCAACUCGCCCUCUGAUUAAGCGGAAUGAACCUGCGAAAUUCUAAAAUUCUUUGAGGUUCUUUGUUUCUUUCUUCUGCAUUUGAUAUUAUUGUUUUUCGGGUUUUUGCAUUUGGACCGGGUAGAUGAUAUAGAUAUAAGCGUAUAUGUAUAAACACGUUUGUAUAUGGAAACCGGGUUUGUCUUAGAGCUCAUAGACUAGUAGAUUCGGUGUGUACAAGUACUGCAUCAGCUCCUCUGAACUUGGUUGAGCAUUAAUAAAAACAUUAUAAGAACAAGCUUCUUUCUGCCUA
This is a messenger RNA of Tarenaya hassleriana, 1955 nucleotides long. Its product is annotated as probable receptor-like protein kinase At5g18500. The record is from RefSeq and is a predicted model, not a curated record. The coding region runs from base 79 to 1650 and encodes 523 amino acids. NCBI's taxonomy places the organism in Eukaryota, Viridiplantae, Streptophyta, Magnoliopsida, Brassicales, Cleomaceae. Gene Ontology annotation, biological process: protein phosphorylation. Gene Ontology annotation, molecular function: protein kinase activity; ATP binding. The transcript has 9 exons.